GGCUUUUUUCAACCUAAGGCCAAGUAAAAAAAAAAUCAAAAACAUCUAUUAUGUAACAUGCGUGCCCUUUCCUGUACCUGCACAAAGUGAUCAACUUCCGGGUUACGUCGCGUGGAAAGGAUGUCCGAAAUAUGCUACAGCGUUUGCCUAGCAAACCUUCAAGUUAACGUCGUUACCAUUUACUGUUAAUCAUAAUAACAAACUAAAAGUAAAACAAAGGAUCGCCACGAUUGGACAGCAAUAUGGAUUGCCCCCUCUCCAUCUCCUCACUCCGGCUCCUCGUUCCCCCUCUCCGCCUGGUGUCGGCGUUCAUGUGGCAGGUGACGAAGCGUCGGAGUGUGAAGCACUAUGGAAAGCUGGAAGACUUUGUUUGUGUGGUCACAGAAGCUGUACCAGAGCUGCUUAGCGACCGGCAGAGGAGUCUGCUUCUCCUUGGACUCAGAGCCAAGAUGACAGUGGAGUUGCUCAGUGGUGAGACCUAUGCCGACCCUGAACUCAUACACACACACCUGGACAGAAUACAGUCAGUCUGUCUGACUGCGUCGACUGAUUUGGCCAUAGAGGCAUCCAAAGACAAUCUUGUUUCGCUGACUCAGAUGUUGCUAGGAGAUCGUUCAGAAGUGUUGCUAGGAGAUCGUUCAGAAGGGAGCCGGCUGACAGUGGGUGCGUUUGACGAGAACUUCGACGCAGCCCUGCAGACGCUGAUGUGUCACUUCCUGUCCAGACUUGAGGAGCUCUUGCCAGUGCCUGACUUCAAACAGGCUGCGGCUUGGUUGGAGGCUGCCCCCGGUGGCAUGGAGGACUGUGUGCAGUCCAUGUCCGACACGGACGAUCUGGGGUCUCUGCUACGGAAUCCAACAUACCGCCAGGCACACCUGGGAACGACGGUCAGCUCCCUUGUAGAAGAGCAGCUUCUGGCCUCACUGUCCAGCCCCUUCACAGCCCACUCCAAAAGCACCUCCCACGCCGACAGCCAAUCAGAAGUCUUAUCCGAGUGGGUUAGCCACGCCCAUGACUGUGGGACCCUGGACCAGGAUAGGGUGGAGACAGAAGGGGUCGAGGUGGUGAUCGGGGUGGAGAUAGGCAACCUGGGAGCGAGGGAGGAGGAGGAAGGAGGAGUAGAACAGGAAGUCUGUAUCCUUCCGGGUGACAGCGACGCGGCGAGAGAAUCCGAGGGGAUGAUGGUGAUUGGCCAAGGCCUGGCAUCAGCCAAUGGGGGACAAGCUGACGGAGGAGGACCUAACUCCAUCCCAGCAGUGCUGAGUCUGAUGGCCCUGAAUCAGACCCCUAUCGUGUUCAUCCCACAGCAGCCGUCUCCCACUUUCAUCUCCCUGUCCGUCCCAGCGCUACCGCUGCCGGUGGCCACCAGGGGGCAGUGUGGCGCGGUGUCCCCCUCCAGAGAGAGCCGUGCUCAGCUAGCGAGGAAGACUGUGAGCGUCCCCGGGCUGAAGCCCCUCUCCCUACAGCCUCUCAGCCACACGCUCAGCGUGUGUCCUGAGAGGUCAGCCGGCUCUGCAGUCUGUCACGGAGAGGACAGUGACACAGGUGACCACGCAGCAGACUCCUCCCAGCAGGGCUCCGUGUCGCCACAUCUCUCCAGCUCCGCCUCCACCGCUUCCACCCUCCCCGGCGCGUCCCACAAUCCUCGGCGGGUGGCCCACAAGUGCCCUCAGUGCGGGAAGUGCUUCAUCUACCGCUCGCAGGUGCUCCGCCACCUGCACACUCACAAGACCCGCGGCACGCCCCACAAGUGCUCGCAGUGCGGCCUGGGCUUCCGCACGCCCUGGGCUCUGAACGACCACAAACGCUCGGUGUGCUCCAACGCCACCUUCGAUUGCCCGCUGUGCGGGAAGGCGUUCCCGUCCCUCCGUGAGCAGUACCGCCACCGCCUCACCCACAAGACCAACACCUGCUUCCAGUGCGGGGCUGCGUUCAAGAGCAAGGCUGAGCUGGUGGCCCACCUGCAGAACCACCGGGCUAAGCCUCUUCACCAGUGUUGCCUCUGCGGCAAACGCUUCCGCCUCCUGUCCAGCCUGACCAAUCACAAGCAGACCCACUCGGCCGGCGGCGGCUUCGCCUGCACGCGGUGCGAGUGUGUGUUCCCCUCGGCGAGGGAGCGAGACGCCCACCGGCAGAUGCACCGCGUGCACCAGCUGCCGUGCCCCGUCUGCGGAGAGGCCUUCACCUCGCAGACCAAGCUCAUCAAGCACCAGCAGAGCCACCCGUCUCCGGACGGCGCUGAGCGCAGGUACAAGUGCCGCUACUGCGAGGAGACGUACACGGGUCUCACCCAGCUCCGCAUCCACCAGAGGAGCCACAUGGAGAAGCCUUACAAGUGCGAACAGUGCGACAAGGCCUUCAGCACCCUGGGGGGGCUCCACAACCACAAGGGCACCCACUCCGGAGAGAAACCCUACCUCUGCACCCACUGCGGGAAGAGCUUCCGUACCAAGGACGGCCUGGAGGGACACCUGCGCAUCCACACCGGGGAGAAACCCUUCCACUGCUCCUACUGCGGCAAGCGCUUCACGGCGCUGGCCGGGCUGAACGUGCACGUGCGCCGGCACACGGGCGAGCGUCCGUACGUGUGCCAGGUGUGCGGAAAGGGCUGGCCCUCUGGGGGAGACCUGCAGAAGCACAUGAGGAGCCACACGGGGGAGAAACCCUACGGGUGCUCCGAGUGUGGGAAGACCUUCUCCAUCUCCUGCCACCUGACGGAGCACAUGAGGUCCCACUCAGGUGAGAAGCCGUUUACUUGUCCGGAAUGCGGCAAGUGCCUGAAGAGGAAGUUUGACUUGAAGAAGCACCUGCUGUCCCACUCUGACACACGGCCCUUCCCCUGCUCGCACUGCGACAAGAGCUACACGAGACGCACGCACCUCACCCGCCACCUGCAGACACACGCCACAGGGAGCGCCUAGCCUUCGGCUCGCCCCCCUAAACUCUGGUUGUCGAUGAGGGAGGGAUUAACAGACCGGGGGCCCUGGAGACAGAUUAAGUGUUUCUUGGUGGGUGAGGCCCACCGUUUGACAACUUUGAAACGGCUGCUAUCAGAGGACUGACUGUGUUCGGAGGGGAGGGGUUGAUGGGACAAUACAAG
Messenger RNA from Hypomesus transpacificus, 3100 nucleotides. Its product is annotated as zinc finger protein 835-like. Bases 243 to 2921 code for a protein of 892 amino acids. Gene Ontology annotation, biological process: regulation of DNA-templated transcription. The transcript has 10 exons. The record is from RefSeq and is a predicted model, not a curated record. Lineage: Eukaryota; Metazoa; Chordata; Actinopteri; Osmeriformes; Osmeridae. Gene Ontology annotation, molecular function: RNA polymerase II cis-regulatory region sequence-specific DNA binding; DNA-binding transcription factor activity, RNA polymerase II-specific.